This is a messenger RNA of Vespa crabro (European hornet), 980 nucleotides long. Its product is annotated as glutamine amidotransferase-like class 1 domain-containing protein 3, mitochondrial. The transcript has 3 exons. The record is from RefSeq and is a predicted model, not a curated record. Lineage: Eukaryota; Metazoa; Arthropoda; Insecta; Hymenoptera; Vespidae. The coding region runs from base 132 to 752 and encodes 206 amino acids.
UUUAGAUCUUCGAUCUUCGAUUCGCGAUAAUCCGACGAUUCUUUUUAUCUUUUCUUUUUUUUUUUCUCCCCUCUUAAUUCCAGAUACUUUCUGGUUGCGGUACGCUCGAUGGCACAGAAAUAUUCGAAUGUAUGUCGGCGACCUUACAUAUAUCCGAAAAGGGAAUGACACCGACAUUUUUCGCACCAGACGUCGACAUUUGCGAGGUGAUCGAUCAUUAUACAAAAGAACCCGAUAAUAGUUGUAGCCAAAGGAACGCAUUAGUCGAAUCUGCCAGAUUGGCACGUAGCUGUAUACAACCAUUAUGCGAAUGCGAAGCAUGUAAUUUUGGUGGAUUAAUUCUUCCUGGAGGAUUUGGUGUUGUUAGAACCUUGAGCAACUUCGCUACCAAAGGUUGCGAUUGUACGGUUAUACCGGACUUAGAGAAACUCAUUCAAGAUUUCUCUUGUGGAAAAAAGCCAAUAGGUGCUAUAUGCAUUUCUGGCGUACUCGUUGCACGAGUUUUACAAGGUGUUAAAAUUACAUUAGGCAAAGACUGCUCACCGGAUGACUGGCCGUACGCGGAAGCGAUUCGUAUAGUCAGACAGAUGGGCGCGAAGGUGGAAAUGAAGGACGUGAAAGGUGUAACGAAAUGUAAAAAAUACAAUGUUUUCAGUACGCCUGCUUGGAUGUACAAACCUGCUACGUACUGCGAUAUACAUGCUGGCAUCGGGAAACUCAUCACGAUGUUAAAAAAGAGCAUUCGUCAGUGAAAAAGUCUUCGAGUAAUGGAAAAUUUUCCUCUUUUGAGUCGAUUGUAUUAUCUUUUUUUUUCCUCUCUUUUUUUUUUUUUCUUUUUUAUUUCUCUUUUUAUUUCCUUUUUUUUUUCUGUCCCUUUUUUUUCCAAUCACGUAUCCCCUAUAUGAGUAUGUACAUUGAACGUAAUAAAAAAAUGAUAUUAUCGCUCGAGUGACAUUUUCUUUUCAUUUUUCUUUUUUUUU